Messenger RNA from Manis pentadactyla (Chinese pangolin), 6429 nucleotides. RefSeq names its product NYN domain and retroviral integrase containing (gene NYNRIN). NCBI's taxonomy places the organism in Eukaryota, Metazoa, Chordata, Mammalia, Pholidota, Manidae. Gene Ontology annotation, molecular function: mRNA binding; RNA endonuclease activity. The record is from RefSeq and is a predicted model, not a curated record. Gene Ontology annotation, cellular component: cytoplasmic ribonucleoprotein granule; nucleus.
CCUGCUGUCGCUUCAGGAGUAUCUGAGGGCCUGUGCUGUCCAGAGUUGUGGAAGGAGGUUCGCUACCUGCCAGCCCUGGGCUGCACCUUCCUUGAGGCACAGGGCCUCUUCCUCAGCUGCCUCUGCUGGAGUCCCCUGGCCUACCUGCUGCCUGGACAUGGCUCCCUGACUGGGGGUGGGCUGACUGAGUCUUUCCUCCUGACCCAGAACUGGCUAGAGGAGCCAGAGGGGCAGCUGCACUCGGGCCCCGCCCCUCUGCUUACCCCGCCCCUGGGGAUCUGGGAGGUUGAGGUGACCUGGGCCUUUGGGGCCCUCAUUUGGAUCUGUGGUGACCAGUUUGCAGGUGACCUGCUGCAGCUACCCCCAGCAGUCCAGGAACUGUGUCUGAGCCUGGUGCAGGAUGCUGCAGGCCAGGAGGACAUCAUCGAGUGGCUCAAUUCCAUUGGCACUUGCUCUGACCUGGAGGUCCUGAUCUGCCCUCUUCAUCAGCAGGAGGAAAGCCAAAAAGUCAUGAGUUUAUUUGUGGUCUCAGGUAGCUGGGGUGCAAAGGACAAGGCUAGCCCAGGAUUUCCACAGAUAGAAAUAGGGCCACCUUUGAUGUCUACACCCCCACUCCAAGCUGGGAGUGAGCUGGGGGAUCAAGGAAGUGUGCAGUGGGAUUGUAAGGGGCCAGAAGAGGGGCCCUUCCCAGCACCACUCUCAGGGCAAGGGGUGCCUACUGCUGAAGGGAGGACUGUGACGGGGGGGCUGACAGCUCAGUCAGUACGUGAUGUUCAAACAGUGCCUGAAACUCUCCAAGUGCCCAUGACUACCAUAGUGCCCACAGCUCAAACCCCACCCACAAAUCAAGGGCAGCCUGCAGUCCCCCAAGUGCCUACAGCUCAGGUGAUGCCAGCUGUCCCCACAGAACCUGCAGCACCUGAAGUGCCUUCUGCUUCAAAAAAGCCAGCAGCUCAGGUGUCCACCGUUCAAAAGGCAGCCAUGGGUCAACCAGUGUCUGCAGUUCAAAUGGUACCUGCACCUCCCAAAACUACUCCUGCUCAGAAAAUGACUGCAGCGAAAACAUCACCUGCAGGUCCGCAGGCCUGCGAAGCUCAAACUGGGUCUGCCUCUAAAACAGGGUCCACAGCCCCCAAAACACCUGUGGCCCCCAAAUCCUCCAGAGCUCCGAAAAUGCCUGCAGCUCAGAAGGUGCCCCCAGAGCCAGGGCGCCUUUCAUGCAACAAACUCCUGAGCGAGGUCCAGCCUUCAGCAAGGGAUGCCUCCUUCCCAAAGGGCCAGGGGGAGGUGGGAAGGCAGGGUCCCCAGUCUGGCAGCAAGUUGGCUCCCAGUGGUAAGCAACAACCUCAGGUCGAUGGGCUCCCGGGGGCUUGGAAGGGGUCCGCAAAGCAGCCACCUUGCCAUCCACAGACAAAGAGCCCAGUGACCAGCUUUCAGAGGUGCCAUGAGGCCCUGAAAACACUCUUCAAGCUGAACCUAUUAAGGGAUCCUGGGAGCCAGGGGUUCCCCAUGGUCAUGAGCAGUGUGGCCAUGGUGCAUGGCCUCCAGCAUUUCUCCUCCUGCUGUGGAAUUGCCAUGCUGCAGUCUUUCUGGAACCGGGGGCACUCAGUGUUUGUACCCACUUGGCAGCUGAAGAAGAACUGGAGGGUGAGAGGUCUACUGCAUACCCCCUCCCAGCUUGAGAAUGGCAAGAAGAUCACCACCUAUGAUUGUAGGUUCAUAGUGAAGCUGGCGGAGGAGACAGAUGGCAUCAUCGUCACCAAUGAGCAGCCCCACAUCCUCAUGAAUAAAUCUAAGAAACUGAUGGUCAAAGAUCGCCUGCUGCCCUUCACCUUUGCAGGAGAUCUUUUCAUGGUGCCCAAUGACCCCCUGGGCCAUGAUGGUCCCAUCCUAGAUGAGUUUCUAAAGAAGCCAAGCAGGCUGGACACCGACACGGACAGCUUCCUGGAAGUGUGGAAGCCUCUUCCGCCAGUGGCCGGCCUCUCUGAGCUGAGGAAUGAUGCUGCUGCCCCUGUGCCCCUGGAGAGUCUGCAGAGUGUGGAAGAAGUCAGGGAGAAGGAGGAGGAGGGGCAGGGGAGGCAGGAGCAGGCUGAGGAAGAUGGCCUGGACUCGUCGCUGGCUUCGGGGUUCAGGGUUGAGUGCCCUUCCCUUAGAGUCCUCCGGUGCCUAAGCCUCCACGACCCCCCUCCUGGGGCCCUAACAUCCAUCUCCUGCCAGCUGUUGCUUUUCCCUACCUGGGAUAGGAAGGCCAUCUGCCAGUAGGCUUGCGCUCACCGGGCCCAGCUGACCAUCCCCAGCAACUUCACCAUGCUCUCCUUUAUGGGGUUCAUGGACUCCCACCAGGAUGUCAUCCUCAACUACGAGGCCUUUGUGGGUGCCCUGCACAGCCGCCUCAAGCAGAAGCCCAGCUGGCAGUGGGACUGGGAGCUCAAGAAGGCCUUGCUGGUCCUGAGUGAGUGAGCCUCGGUGUUCACCCUCUGCCAGUCAGCACCCAACUCCCAGCUGCCUUUCCACCUGGAGGUGACAGUGAGCCAAGUGGCCCUAAUGGCCACUGUCUAUCAGGAGCACUCAGGGAGGAAGCACCCCGUAGCCUAUACCCCAAAGCCCCUCUUUCCUGAUGAGGAAAGUGAGGGCCCCCAGUUAGGGGGAGACAGCCCCUACGCGAACUGGGCCCUCAAGCAUUUUUCCUGCUGCACUGGAGACACCCCAGUGGUCCUGGACCUUUCCUGUGCCUCCCGGACCGAGGUGCAGGAUGGCAGUGUUUCCAAAGCAUUGUUGAUCUGAUGGUCCCUCUCAGUGCAGCACAAAGGCAAGAGGGCCCUGGAAUUGACGCUCUUCCAAGGCCUGCUGGGGGAAAACUGGCUGCGGACACCCAUGUCCUCAGUGCCUCACUUUUUCCAGGUUCUGCCUCCUUUUUCUGCCAUUCACUUUGUCUCCAUCCACAUGUCCAGCGACUGCUUUAACCAGGAGGACAAGUGGUAUGCUGGCUUUGGUCUCUAUGUCCUGUCCCCCACCAGCCCCCCUGCCUCCCUUUCCUUCUCUUGCUCUGCUUACACACCCACCUAUGCCCACCUGGCAGCCGUGGUGGGGCUGGAGUGCUGUGGUCAGUCCCACCUGCUUGUGGUUUUCCUCACACCUUGCAACUGGACCUUCAGCCUCCUCUGGGAGCUCCUGCCCCUGUGGAGGGCUCAGGGUUUCCUCUCCUCUGAUGGGGCUCUGCUACCUCACCCAAGUCUGCUCUCCUGCAUCACAUCCCUCACCUCUGGCCUCUCCUCCCUUCCAUUUAUCUACUGAACCUCCUACAGGGGCUCCCUUUUUGCCGUGACAGUAGAUGCCCUGGCCAAGCAGGGUGCAGGGGGUGGGCAGCAGUGGGACUUGCCAGAGGAUGUGCCUGUCCCCAUCGUGUCCCCCAAUGCCAUGGCCAAGAGGCCUGACUUGCUGGCAUUGCAGCCGAGUGAUGGCACCUGGGAUAUCAUUGCCAGGCUGAGGGCUGGGCAGAAAUUGUCUGGCUCCUCACCCUUCAGUUGCUUUUACUCAUGCAACCUCUACAAGGAGAGUGGCCUAUUCAAGGGGCAGUAGAAGCCCAGGGUCUGGGUGCUUCCGAGGCAGCUGUGCAGGGAUCUGAUUUUCUCUGUGGGCGACCUCCCCCUGGGGGCCCCCCAGCCCAAGGAGACUUACAAGAAGUUGUGGUUGCUGGGGUGGUGGCCUGGAUGCAGGAGCUGCUCAUUGUGCAUCCCCUGAAAUCUCAUAGGCAGUGAGCUGAAAGUUAUUGAAUCCCCGUGGCCCCUCAGGUGGACCACCCGCUGGUCGAACCUACAGAUCGAGGUGGUGGGCCCUGUCAACAUAAGUGAGGAGGGCCACAAGCAUGUGCUGACUGCAGCCAGCCCCAAUACCAGGUGGGUGGAGGCAUUCCCACUGAAGCCUUACACCCACACCCCUGUGACUCAGGUGCUGCUUCAGCAUGUGUUUGCCAGGUGGGGUGUUCCAGUGAGGGUUGUGGCUGCCCAGGGCCCCCAGUUUGCCCAGCAUGUCCUGAUGAGCUGUGGGCUGGCGCUGGGAACCCAGGUGGCCUCCCUGAGUCAGUUCCCCUGCCUGACCAGCUCAGAGGCCCACAGGGAAUUCAAGAGGGUCCUCAAGGAUUUCAUCUUCCUGCACAGCAAGAAGUGGGCAGCUUUCCUGCACCUACUGCACCUAGCCUUCAGGGCCUCCUCCUCCCAGGCCACGCCCGUCCAGAUCCUGACCGGGGCCCAAGUGAAGUGGGCUGAGCCCCUGUGGUGGGAGCUGAGCAGUACAAAUAUCGAAGGGCUCAAGAUGGACGUUUUCUUGCCACAGCUGAUUGGGGAGCUGCUGGAGAUACAUGGUGGGUGACAAGGGAAGUGAAAAGGUGAGAACAGGAGUUUCAAGCAGGAGAGACAGGAGAAGGUGUGGAAUGUGGGCGAACAGGUCCUCUUGCUGUCCCUCCCCAGGAAUGGAAGCAGUGACAAAUGGGUGGGUCCCUUCUACAUGGGAGACUGGCUCAGCUUGUCUCUUGACAGGGUCUAGGGCUUCCCAACCCCAGAGAAGCUUGGGUGCAUCUAUCUUAGCAGUCUGAUGAAGGCCUUUGCCAAGAGUGGCAUGCCCCUGGCCUUCUAGGACUUGGAGCAGGGACUGGGGUUGUGGAGGCAUACCUGCCCCAGGGCCCUGGGCUUCUGCAGCUGGGCCUCUCCCUGCCCCAGCAGAGGUCUCACAGCGCCCCAGGGGCUUCUAUUGUGCCUUUUGUAGAGAAGUCAAUUCAUACAGCUUUGCUGAAUUGUCUUGAACUGGGUACCUCAGUUUGGGGUAUUGGGAGAAUCCGCUAAAGGCUGUCAGAUCUGGGCCUCUGGCUAUCUUACCCCGGGAAGCAGGAAGUCCCCUUAGUAAGGUAGGCCAGGCUCAGUGUUGCUUGCCAAGUGCUCCCUUUGCCCUGCUGCCUGUGUGCAGGGGUAAACCCCCAACCCCUGGCCUGAAUCUCACUCCUGGUGGCCAUCCUAACCAUGAAACAAUGUGGCUCUGGGCCUCAGAAUCUGAGCCCCUUUUCCCUCUCAUACAGAAACCUUGAAUGUGGACUCCUCCCCUGACUUGUUCAUCUGGGGACACUUUGCCCUGGAAGUUGUCACAGUUGACAAAUCCAUGUGGGCUGUGGAGAGGCAGCCUGUUUGGUCUCAUGGUCAGCUUUCUCAGGCCGAGCUAGGCUUGCCUAGCUGUCGAGGAAGGGCUGGUGGUCCUGGGCCUGAGGCCUGGGGCUGGGGUGGGGGGAUGGCCGGCCACACAGCACCCUGCUUGUCAGCUUGGGAAGGGCGAGGGGAGAAGUCAGCUGACCUCAUUUGACUUUAGUCAAUGGAGACAACUCCCCGACCUCUGCAUCAGUGGUAUCAACUGCAGGAAUCAAGGAGCUCGAUGCCAAGGGUGGCAUCUCUACCUGAAGAGCUGCUUCAAAUAGGCCAAGGGGCCCAGGCCUCUGUUUCCCAGGGGGGGUGCGGUUGUCUGCAGGGAGCAGCCUAGCAGCCAGUGAGGUGCUGGCGUGGCUCUUCCUCCCAAAGCCCAUGGCCCUCUCUCACACACCCACCGUCCCCUGAGUCCCCAUGCCCUACAUAGUGUGUGACAGCUUUGGUCGGAUCACCCCCCAGCCCCUGGACCUGCCCUCCGUGUAGAGCAAAGCUGGGGCUCCUUCAGAGGCCCUCUCGCCAAGAUCACUCUUGUAGUGAGAGCGAGCUUCUCCUAGGUAAGUGUGCUUACAUUUCUCCCGAACAGCUGCCACUGCCAGCAGUGUAAGUGCCAGGUGAGGGCCAGCACCACGCCACUCUGCCUGGGCCUCUGUGUAGUUCUGUUUCUCCAAAGCUGAGACAGUCUCAGCCUAGUUUAGGCAGCCAAAACACUUGGUGCUGCUAGGGCUGGAGCAGGGCCUACCAUCAAGUCCUGUUUGCUCAUUUUAUAGUCAAGGAAAGAGGCCCAGAGAGGGGAAGUGACUUGCCAGAGUCACACAGCUAGUCUGUGGCUGGGCUGAGACCAGGAUUAAGUUCCUAACUCUCAGUUCACCAUAAACAGGGUUCUGGUGACAGGUUCAAGUGAGGGAAUCCCUCAAAGCCUUAUACCUACAUUCUCUCCAACCCCAAAUCUUGUAGACAAAUUAUUUAGAUGUUGCCCUUAAAACAUUUCCAGGUGUUAGUUCUUUCCAGGAAAGAAUGAUUGGGUGACAGCUGAGAAACUGAAAGGUGAGCUUGGGAAUUUUAGCAGAUGCCUUCCUUCCUCCUUUUCUCCCUACUCCUCCCCUCUCCCCUCCUUCCUCUGGUAUGGCCAACCUCAUUCUCCCUUCUCCUUGCUAUACCUAUUUCCCCUGUUAACCCCAUUUGUGAUCUUAUACCCCUUUAUGUGUCUUUAAAAUUUUGAUUUGUCAAUAAACAUGAAAAUGGA